UUUGGUGGUGAAAAGUAUUAUUCACGUUCAAAAGUGAUAGCCCCGCCCUUUCCUGCUCUGGAAAGCAUGAAACCUCCCACAUCAUCAUCAUCAUCAUAAUCCCAUGUCACUGUUCCCACCUGCUCUCCUUUUAUACAAACAAAGGAGUCCCACCCCCACCAACCCUACCAACACCACCUUCUGGUGAAGACCACCUCCACUCACUCCCGGAUCAAAACCUCCUGAGGACCAUCUUUGUUUCUUCUCCUCAACUUUACUAGGCGUGGUUCUCCACCCCCCGCCAUGGUUCUGUGCGGCGAGGGCGACUGCUGCGUGUGCCUGCUGGCGUUCUCGCGGGCGGAGCGCAUCCCGCGUCAGCUGCACUGCCAACACACUUUCUGCCAGCCCUGCCUGGAGACCCUGCAGACGCGGGCCAAGAGCGGGCUGCUCACCGUGGGCUGCCCGCUGUGUCGCCGGGUCACCUGCAUCCGGGCGGGCCUCAGCCUGCAGGAGGCGCUGUGGGUGGACAGCGGCGUGUGGGAGCAGAUAGACCACGGCGGCGAAGACCACGGCGGCGAAGAAGGCGGCACCGGAAACGAGACGGCGGCAGCAGAAUGCACGGCCCAUGACGGCGUGUCCAGAAGCAAGCGCAGGCUGAGCACGUUCUUCAGGAAGCUGAGGCUGAGCAAACGUCGUCAAGAGACGAUCGUGCCCAGCAGCAACGUGGAAAUGAAGUCGUGGCGCAGACUUCCUGCUGAAGAAGCAGCAUGACGGAGAAGAAGAGUGGCGUGAUGACCUAUUGUCCUCCCAGCUGCUGCUCCAGAGGGCAGAUGGCCGACUCGGGACGUUGGACAAGUAAACAAUUUGCAUGAGGGGCAACAAAAGGCCACUCGAGUGUGUGCGUGAGGCGCGGGAACACAGCGGCUCACGUCUGGCCACUAAAGAGCCGCUGGAGCGUGAAAGAGGAUUGUGGAGAGUUGGCUGAGCAUCUGGCAACCCUGCCGUGUUGCAACAAGACCAGCAUCUGGCAACCCUGCCGUGUUGCAACAAAACCAGUAUCUGGCAACCCUGCCGUGUUGCAACAAAGACGAGCAUCUGGCAACCCUGCCGUGUUGCAACAAGACCAGGAUCUGGCAACCCUGCCGUGUUGCAACAGGACAAGCAUCUGGCAACCCUGCCGUGCUGCAACAAAGACGAGCAUCUGGCAACCCUGCCGUGCUGCAACAAAGAAAAGCAUCUGGCAACCCUGCCGUGUUGCAACAGGACGAGCAUCUGGCAACCCUGCCGUGUUGCAACAAGACGAGCAUCUGGCAACCCUGCC
Messenger RNA from Entelurus aequoreus (snake pipefish), 1300 nucleotides. Its product is annotated as RING finger protein 208-like. Gene Ontology annotation, molecular function: ubiquitin protein ligase activity. The transcript is spliced from 4 exons. Gene Ontology annotation, biological process: protein ubiquitination. NCBI's taxonomy places the organism in Eukaryota, Metazoa, Chordata, Actinopteri, Syngnathiformes, Syngnathidae. Bases 283 to 750 code for a protein of 155 amino acids. The record is from RefSeq and is a predicted model, not a curated record.